Schizosaccharomyces octosporus yFS286 is the source of this 2590-nucleotide messenger RNA. RefSeq lists its product as uncharacterized. Bases 861 to 2297 code for a protein of 478 amino acids. Lineage: Eukaryota; Fungi; Ascomycota; Schizosaccharomycetes; Schizosaccharomycetales; Schizosaccharomycetaceae. Gene Ontology annotation, cellular component: fungal-type cell wall. The record is from RefSeq and is a predicted model, not a curated record. The transcript has a single exon.
GAUCAUGAAACCCUAACCACAUUGAAGGAUUAUACAACUGGGAACAUACCGCUGCUUUCUUUGUUUACCUCUGCCAAACUCAUACUACUUAUUUGAUUCUUGGGAAAACUGCAGUAAAUACCUCCUUUUUGGGUAGUUUAUACGCGUUUCUUUUUCUUUUACACUCUUUUGAAUUUUUGUCUCUCUUUUAUUCUUACUUUUCUUCUCUCUUUUUUUUCUUUUUUUUUUUUGGAAUCUGAUUCCCUUCCUUUCGUUUUCUUCCUCACUCUUUUGUAGUUUGGUCUUAUAAUCGUCUUUCGUUUUCUAUUUUAACUUUCUUUGUAUACCUUUCGUUAUCUUUUGGUAAGCUAUCGUUCUUUCGUGGCUUACAAUAACUUUCUUCAUACGUGGCUGGCUGGACUGUUUUAUACAUUCCAUUUAAAUCCCCCAUUUGCAUUGCAUUAAGGGAUUACUUUCUAUUAACACCAAUAAAAAAAUAUAUCGUGUAUCUGCCAUCCUGUGCAUAUACGGUAUUAUUCACCAAUUCGUCAGUCGUUUUUGAAGUGUUUCGUUAAACGAUUGUCUGUUUACAACACUUAUUGAUUCGAUUUUUAUAUUUCUGAAACAUAUAUAUAUAUAUAUAUAUAUACAUAUAUACUCUUUUAUACGCGUUUUUUUUACUGCGGUUUCCCUUGGUUUUCUUUGAUUACUUUUUCUUUGUUCUCAAGUCUUUAUAAGGUCGCUUACUUUUGCACUUACGAAUUGUUUUCUCUUCAUUCGUUCUUUUACCAUUGUCCUUCUUUAGACAAUUCUUUGGAUCUUUUAUUAAAGUCACUCUUUCUUUUAUUUACCUAUUUUUAAGUAUUUUAUUUUAAUUCGUUAUGAUCGCUAAAUCAUUAUUAUCUACGCUUUCUUUUCUUGCUAUUGCAGUUUUGCAAGUUUCUGCUGAUGGCUGCUCUCAGGACAACGGCUACUACUACUGUAAUCAGGCCUCAGAAGUUGAAUUCAAGGGCGUUGGGUUCUCUUCUUCUUACAACAGAAUUACCGGUAUGGAUUCCGAAAGCUGUGAAUGUACCAGUACUCCUCAAUCCUUUGGUGGUUCUUUGGCUCCUUUCGAUGAAGAACUUUCUUUCCAUUUCCGUGGUCCUGUUCAAUUGAAACGCUUUGCCGUUUACUACCCCGACUCCAACAAAGCUUUGUCUUCUCUGAGAAAGCGCAGCAACCAUAAUCAUAUCAAAGCCGCUGCUAGAGAAGAAGGUGCUCUUAAGAAGCGUGAUGACCCCGCUGAAAGUACCCGUACAGUUUAUGAGACCAUUCUUCGUACUGCCUAUAUCAAUGCUGAUGGCUCCCCUGUCACCUCAGCUCCUGAAGCUUUCCCUGCUUCCACUGCCACUGGUAGCAAUCCUCCUCCCACUACUUCUUCAAGCAGCUCCUCCUCUUUGGGAAGCAGUGCUGCUAUUAGCAUCUCCGCCCCUAAUGAUAUCGGCAAAGGUUUAGCUGCUUCUAGCUUCGUCACUUCUUCCACUUCUUCUGCUUCAUCUGCCUCCGCUAGUCCUACUUCCUCCCCAUCUUCCUCUGGUUCCUCCGACUGGGUUCGUUCUUCUUACUAUGACUCCGAAUCUUCCACCUCGGAUAACAUUGUGUUCAUGAAUAAUAUGGGUGGCACCGCAGGCAGUGGUGUUUGGUCCUCUUGCUUUGGUAACUCUAUAUCCUAUGCUGCUUCUAACGGCGUUGACGGUGCCUCUUCUCCUCAAGUUCUUUCGGACACAAUGCUCAAGUCUGACAAGGAAGUUUCCAUCUGGAGUGCAAACAAGUGCAAUGGUGAUGACUGUGGCUAUUAUCUUUCUGGAAUUCCCGCUUAUCAUGGAUUCUCCGGUACUAAGGUUGUUCUCAUGGAAUUUGCCAUGCCUCACGAUGAUUCCACUAAUUUUGUCAAUGAUAUGCCAGCUAUCUGGGCCUUGAAUGCUCAAGUUCCUCGUACCUUGCAAUAUGGUAAGAAGGAAUGUUCAUGCUGGGACUCUGGUUGUGGUGAGUUUGACAUCUUUGAAGUUUUGAAUUCCGGUAAUGAGAAGAUGGUUUCCACUCUUCAUAGCAAGCAAGGCAGCCAAAACGGCGCUGGUGGUGGUGCUGGAUCAAGUGACUACUUCUCCCGUCCUACUGGUUCUACCAUGGUUGGUGCUGUUGUUUUCGAUACCUCCUCUUCGGCUGUUUAUGUUAUCGAUGUCUCCAAGAGCGGCGUCAACUUUGAUCAAACCUACUCUGCCUCGGAUAUUGCUGGUUGGUUGAAGUCUGAUGCUACCGUUGUUCAACUUGGUUAAACAAAACUAUGAUACCAAUAAUGUAUAUACCUAUCGAUUUUGGUUUCCAUUUCUUUAUUUUUUUUUUCUACACAUAUAUCUAGUUAGUUAUACUUAACUUAUUUUAUCUUUUGAAAUACCUGAUAUUUUUUAUUUCAUACUUAUAUACUAUUUGAGUGACAGAUGGUGAGUACAAUUACCACUCACAAACUUGGAUUUACUGAUUGCUGAGGUUCAAAUCAUAAUAUUGUUAUGUACAUAUUUGCAAUAAAUAUCCUUUGUAUGCUAAAUAAAUUGAUAGCUUGUUAUAGUAG